This is a messenger RNA of Meloidogyne enterolobii, 297 nucleotides long. Lineage: Eukaryota; Metazoa; Nematoda; Chromadorea; Rhabditida; Meloidogynidae. The record is from the annotation of a GenBank genome assembly.
UCAAUGCUCUUCAACGUUUCCUUGCCAAAAAAUUUGAAGGCGCCAACUAUUGAGUUGCUCAGACAGGAUCCUGAUUUGCUCAAAGUUUAUGCCGUCGAUACAAAGGAUUUCCAAGAACCGCCAGAAUCUUGUGAUUUAGAAUUUAUGCUCAAACCUCCAGCCUAUCGACAAUCAGUAGAAAAUCUUCGUUUAAACAAACAAAUGUCAUUUGUUGGGGCUUUCAAAAUUUAUAAGAAAACGGAGGCAGAAUAUCGAAAUAUUCCAAAAUCUUAUUUUAUUCCACUUAGCAGACGUUGA